Molecule: messenger RNA, 5697 nt
Organism: Diorhabda sublineata
Lineage: Eukaryota; Metazoa; Arthropoda; Insecta; Coleoptera; Chrysomelidae
Gene: Atpalpha
Product: sodium/potassium-transporting ATPase subunit alpha
Exons: 10
Coding region: 275-3403 (1042 amino acids)
Biological process (GO): intracellular sodium ion homeostasis; proton transmembrane transport; sodium ion export across plasma membrane
Cellular component (GO): membrane
Molecular function (GO): ATP binding; P-type sodium:potassium-exchanging transporter activity; ATP hydrolysis activity
Source: RefSeq, a predicted model, not a curated record
GCCACAAUAUGCUUAUCUAUCAAACAGGUUAGUCUCUUGGGAAUUAAAUUAAUCUUAUAAGUAAGAAAUAGCAAGAGAAACUUUAAACUAAUAAAUAAUAAAUAACUCUAGGUGCUUAUUUUGGAAAAAGAGAAUGAGUAUUUAGAAACUCAUUUACCAGUUAUUACCAUCUUUAUUCUUUAAAUUGCAGUGAUUAACAGCUGACGUAAUCAAUUCUAUCUUGUGUGGCACACCUGUUUAUAAUUUGUUUUGUAUGAAAGUUUGAAGUUGUGAGAUGGCAUCAAAAAUAAAGCUCAACGACGAGCAUGGCCGAUCUGAUUCGUAUCGGGUUGCCACAAUUCCUUCCUCUUUUGAUGACUUCAGAACAGCAGAUGGUAGACCGAAGUCUCGAAGGAAGAUAAAGAAGGUUAGAAAAGCGGAAGAUUUAGAUGAUUUAAAACAGGAAUUAGACAUCGAUUAUCAUAAGAUCUCGCCCGAAGAACUCUAUCAAAGGUUUCAAACACAUCCCGAAAAUGGUCUUAGUCAUGCGAAAGCGAAAGAAAAUUUGGACAGGGACGGACCCAAUGCCCUUACGCCGCCAAAAACAACUCCCGAAUGGGUGAAAUUCUGUAAAAACUUGUUUGGUGGUUUCGCCCUUUUACUUUGGAUUGGUGCAAUCCUCUGUUUUUUGGCUUAUUCCAUACAGGCUAGUACCGUGGAAGAACCCGCAGAUGAUAAUCUUUAUCUUGGGAUCGUAUUAGCUGCCGUUGUUAUCGUUACAGGUAUAUUUUCUUAUUAUCAAGAAAGUAAGAGUUCGAAAAUUAUGGAAUCUUUCAAGAACAUGGUACCUCAAUUUGCGACUGUACUCAGAGAAGGUGAAAAGCUGACGCUUCGCGCCGAAGAUUUGGUACUUGGGGACGUAGUCGAAGUCAAAUUCGGCGAUCGUAUACCGGCGGAUAUAAGAAUAAUCGAAUCAAGAGGUUUUAAAGUUGACAAUUCAUCACUUACCGGAGAAUCUGAACCUCAAAGUAGGAGUCCCGAAUUCACUCAUGAAAAUCCGUUGGAAACCAAAAAUCUUGCAUUUUUCUCGACUAACGCCGUAGAAGGUACCGCCAAAGGAGUUGUUAUCAGUUGUGGAGACAAUACCGUGAUGGGUCGUAUCGCCGGUCUCGCAUCCGGCUUAGAUACUGGGGAAACUCCGAUCGCCAAAGAAAUCCACCACUUUAUUCAUCUAAUCACAGGAGUAGCCGUUUUUCUGGGAGUAACUUUCUUCUUUAUAGCAUUCAUACUUGGUUACCAUUGGUUAGACGCCGUUAUUUUCUUGAUUGGUAUCAUCGUAGCCAACGUGCCGGAAGGUUUGUUAGCUACUGUAACCGUUUGUUUAACUCUCACUGCCAAAAGAAUGGCGUCGAAGAAUUGUUUGGUGAAAAAUUUGGAGGCCGUCGAAACAUUGGGAUCUACUAGCACAAUUUGCUCAGAUAAGACUGGAACAUUGACUCAAAAUAGAAUGACCGUAGCUCACAUGUGGUUCGAUAAUCAAAUUAUCGAAGCAGAUACAACCGAAGAUCAAUCCGGUGUUCAAUACGAUAGGACAAGUCCAGGAUUCAAAGCUCUAUCUCGGAUCGCUACUCUAUGUAAUAGAGCCGAAUUCAAACCGGGUCAAGACGGCGUCGCCAUCCUAAAACGCGAAGUUAACGGAGAUGCGUCCGAAGCGGCUCUUCUCAAAUGUAUGGAACUGGCUCUCGGUGAUGUAAUGUCGAUUCGACGCAAGAAUAAGAAAGUCUGCGAAGUUCCAUUCAACUCCACUAACAAAUAUCAAGUAUCUAUUCACGAAAACGAAGAUCCGAACGAUCCGCGUCACAUUUUGGUGAUGAAGGGAGCGCCGGAAAGAAUUUUAGAAAGAUGUAGUACCAUCUUCAUCUGCGGCAAAGAAAAAGUAUUAGACGAAGAGAUGAAAGAAGCAUUCAAUAACGCCUAUUUGGAAUUGGGAGGUCUCGGAGAGCGUGUACUAGGUUUUUGCGAUUCGAUGCUACCGACAGAUAAAUAUCCGAUCGGUUACAAAUUCAACAGCGACGAUCCCAAUUUCCCUCUAGAAGGUUUAAGAUUCGUCGGUCUCAUGUCGAUGAUUGAUCCUCCGAGGGCGGCAGUACCUGACGCCGUCGCUAAAUGUAGAAGCGCCGGUAUUAAAGUUAUCAUGGUGACCGGUGAUCAUCCUAUAACUGCUAAAGCUAUCGCCAAAUCUGUCGGUAUCAUAUCCGAAGGAAACGAAACAGUCGAAGAUAUCGCUCAACGAUUGAAUAUUCCUGUAUCCGAAGUUAAUCCUAGGGAAGCUAAAGCUGCCGUCGUACAUGGAUCGGAUCUCAGAGAUUUGUCGUCCGACCAAUUGGACGAAAUCCUCAGAUACCAUACCGAAAUUGUAUUCGCCAGAACUUCUCCGCAACAGAAGCUCAUCAUCGUGGAGGGAUGUCAGCGGAUGGGUGCUAUUGUCGCCGUCACAGGUGAUGGUGUAAACGAUUCUCCAGCAUUGAAGAAAGCCGAUAUCGGUGUUGCUAUGGGUAUAGCCGGUUCGGAUGUAUCCAAACAGGCCGCCGAUAUGAUUUUACUCGACGAUAACUUCGCUUCUAUCGUGACAGGUGUAGAAGAAGGUCGACUGAUCUUCGAUAAUCUCAAGAAAUCUAUUGCUUACACCUUAACAUCCAACAUUCCCGAAAUAUCUCCCUUCUUAGCCUUUAUUCUCUGUGAUAUCCCAUUACCUUUGGGUACGGUUACCAUUCUAUGCAUCGAUCUGGGAACAGACAUGGUGCCUGCUAUUUCUUUGGCUUAUGAAGAAGCUGAAAGCGAUAUUAUGAAGAGACCCCCAAGAAACCCCCUAACCGAUAAACUUGUCAAUGAUAGGCUAAUUUCAAUGGCAUACGGACAGAUCGGUAUGAUUCAAGCAGCGGCAGGUUUCUUCGUCUAUUUCGUCAUUAUGGCUGAAAACGGAUUCCUACCAAUGAAGUUGUUUGGAAUAAGAAAACAAUGGGAUUCGAAAGCUGUCAAUGAUGUUACAGAUUCUUAUGGACAAGAAUGGACAUAUCGAGAUAGGAAAACAUUGGAAUACACUUGUCACACUGCUUUCUUCGUUUCAAUCGUUGUGGUGCAAUGGGCGGAUUUGAUAAUUUGUAAAACUAGAAGAAAUUCCAUCGUACAUCAAGGUAUGAGAAACUGGGCUCUAAAUUUCGGACUCGUUUUCGAGACUGCUUUGGCUGCUUUUCUUUCUUACACCCCCGGUAUGGACAAGGGAUUGAGAAUGUUCCCAUUGAAGUUUGUAUGGUGGUUGCCCGCAAUUCCAUUCAUGCUGUCCAUCUUCAUUUACGACGAAGUGCGACGAUUUUAUUUACGACGCUGUCCCGGCGGAUGGUUAGAACAAGAGACCUAUUAUUAAGUAUUAAAAUAUCAAGAGUACUGCCACUCAGUGGAGCUGUGGGACCGCUUAUACCACGGCCUCGAUAGGAGAGACCUCGAUAAUGAAAAAAGAAGAAACCGUAUCAACAUGGAAAGAAAACGAAGUCUUUCUCUAUCGAUCAUUGUACAAAUACUGUUGCUAAUUUUAGUAAAUUUGCUGCUUGUGCAGUUUGAUAUAUUUAAGUACGGCGUAAAAGACCGGCUACCUUGUUUAAAUCGAGUUGUUCUAUUACGUCUUAGCUAUUUAUGAAUCUAAUUAAAAAAAAAUAUAAUAGGUCGUGUGACAAGAAGGGGUAUCAACCACAAUAAAGUAAACAUUCCAUAUUCAAGGACUACAGUUGCCUUAGUCUGCCAUACAGAGUAUUAAUUCGAGGUUUUCCACUUAAAACGUCCGCUCUUUAAACUUGGAAACUAAUCGGAUAUUUACACUGUUUCUUUUCAUAUUUUAUAGUUACAAGCUUUGAAGAGGCCUAACUUUAAUGGAAUACCUUUUUUUAGGUCGGUUUAGGAUCUAGGAACAUUGAUAGAAUCACAUAUACGCCAUUUUGAAUCGUCCUCUACCUAUUCUAACUUCUAAUACCUUUAGUAUGGUAUAGAAAUCGAUUAUGAAUGUAUUAAUCACACUGUAUAUUUUACAUUUGUCAUAUCCUCAAUUUAAUUGAAGAAGAUAAAUCCUGAAUCACACACUGUGUGUAUAUUAGUCUAAGAACCGGUUGCAGCAUUAGUGCAUCAAUCGGAUUUUUGCUAAAACCCAAAUUUUUAUGGAUAUUUAUAAUAUAUUAUGAAUAAAUAUUUACCAAGUUGUCUAACAAAACUUGGUCGCUAGUAUUUUUGAUUGAUUUUUGGAAAAAACGUUUCGUUCGCGGCAAUUUAUGUGAAGAUUUUAACAAUUGCCGUUGCCUCUUCGUGUCAGUUGGUUCUCUGUCGCAUGUCGGCACUUACGCGUGUAUUUCGAGCAACUUCAAUACAGACGGCGUAAUAAAUCGAUCGUCUACUGCCGUUGUUGCCCUUGGUCGCCUACUGCCAGCCCUCUGAUGGUAGAGGAAAGAACCAUUACUCUGGAUCAAAAUAAAAACCAAGUCUAUUGAUGAUAGAAAAGGCUUGGUUUAUAAAUUAAAGAUGUUUAAAUGUGCGAAAAACUACUUACAGUUUAGAAUAUGACAAGUAAAUCAACUCUUGUUUUAUUUAGUCGUCUACUCAUCCUGAAGGGAUUAGUUCAAGGGACUCAGAACUUACAUUCUAUGUAAUAACUAGAAUACCCCCAAAAACACACACAUUGCUGAAAAUUAAUAAGAAAAAUAUCAAGUGUCCGGUUUCUUUUGCUGUUGAGUGUAUAAAAGAUCUAAGAAAUUAAAGAGAUUUAUUCUCCUAAUAAUAAAUAUGCAUAAAAAUUUGAGUUUUAGCAAAAAAUCCUGCAACCGGAUCUUAAACUACAUCUGAGACAUACUACGUAUAAAGAUAUUCCAGGAUUUAAAAUUCCGGGAUAUAAAAUAGAAUGGAUUUUAUGAGUUACUGUUGCUUUUGAAUGUGAAUAUCAAUACUAUAAUAUCGAACAGUUUAGUUAUUAGUAACGAUUCAAUCUUUGUUUCUGGAUCCAGGUGGUUAUGAGUGUGGUGUCUUAGUGGCUGCCGAUUUCGUUGCCUGUUGGGGGAGACCACUGAGGUCUAAACACAUAAAUCGUCGUUAAAACGACGAUCGACGAAGAUGAAUAAUUUUUAGUACUAGUUAGGCUUUAAACACUUAGGUUAGCUAGAUUGUAACCGUGUUGUUAUUCGUAUUCAAUGUCAACCAGGUCGUGCUCAAUACAAAACAUGACUAUAAUAAUUAUCACAACUAUAAACAUUUGAAACUACACAUUACAUGAAAUAAUAUUUUCCAUAAGGUUAGUGCUUUAUGAUAGUAACAACGUUUUCCGAUAUAGAUACAUCUUUGAAUUUUUUCGGAUGUAAUGUGUGGUCUUCAUUUUCAUAAUUCAUUUGUAUAUAUAUAUACUUUGAUCGUUUUAAAUUCUGAAUUCACUGCAAAAAAGGGCGAGUCGAUACAAUAAUAUGCGAAUACGCCCUGUUAAAAUCUGCUUUUUGUAGAAUUUUUAUUUAUCAUGUGUUGCGCUCCGGUCUCCGGUGGACCACUUUAUUGUUAUCUGACUGUAAAUAGUUUUAAGUGAAUCACUUAAUUAUUUUUUUUUGCUUGUGUUCUUUUCACAUUCAUGUUUUAGUACGUGAAAGAGCCGUAUACAUUUUGGGUUUUAAUAAAAUGAAUGAUAGUAUGAUAUCA